ACCACGCUGGGCUACCCUAUCUCUUCUUAAAGGGCUGCAGAGAGGAAAGAUCCAGUUUGAACCUAAGAGAUAAUACAAAGAGCACAGGACAGAGGGCGCAGGGAGAUAGGGACGGGCAUUGUUCUCACUUGAAUGAAAGGAAAUGGGCUGGAGCUGCUGCCUAAGGGAUAAAAGAUACAAAAGUAGAAACUCUUUGGACAGGCUACUACCGGAGACACAGAAUGCCUUAUUUCGCUAGUACACCCGUCAACUGUGAUCUGCAAUGACAAAAUAAGAGAAAAGCCGAAGGAGCCCGGGGAGAAAUGUUAGGAAGUUUAGAAGGAAUUCAUAAGUUUGAAAAGUAAUUAAGAGUGUUGAGGCUGAAGGAAAAUGACGUGCAUCCCCACCACCACAUCCGCUACCAGUCAGUUCCGUUUACAGCAUACUUCCUCUAUAUAUUUUCUAAAAAAUGAAGAGAAAAACAAAAUAAAACAAAACAAAAAAUAAAUAAAAAAUGAAGAAAGCAAGCAAGCUAAAGAGAGGUUUGUCUUUGGGGAGAAUGUUUAAGCAAAGGAGUCAGGAUGGGAAAGUGAGCAAUCUCGAACACUGUUUUCUUUUUUUUUUUUUUACUUUUUUGAGACAAGGUCUCCUUAUGCAGGUCAGGCUGGCCUUGAGCUCACUUUGCAGCCCAGCUGGUCUCAAACUCGCAAAGAUCUUCUUGCCUCAGCCUCCCAAGUGCAGUAUUGUUUUUCAUAGUCUAUUCAAAGUACCAAAAAACUAUAGAAACUGAAAAGAACCACAUUCCUGGAGGUGACUUAUGAUUCAGUGAAUAUAUUUGCAUUCACCUAGGUGUUUUACAUGUUGUUCAGGAAAUUCUGGAAAGGGGUUGAGGAACUGAUUCACAUAGUCACCAAGGAUAUCUUUCCCUCAUAAGGUUGAAUGGGCUGCAGCAUCAUGGGUAGCGCUCAAGACAUCAAUAUGUCCUGCUUCUGAGCCCAGCAGUGAAGAAAUAGGAGCAAGAUAACUCUCCUUACCUCUCCUGUGGGCUAUAGGCGCAGCAUCUCCUGACAGUUCAGAGCAUGUUCUUGUUCAUGGGUGGUUCCACACAGAUUGCAUUGUGCCUGGCUCACAGUAGAUGUAGAGCAGAUAUUCAUCAACUCCAUUUCAAAACAAAACAAAAAACUGUUCUUUUCUUAUCCUCCUGCUCAUGAGCUCUGAAUUGCAGACUAGACCUAGUUCACUGUACCUAGCACAUAUGUUACUAUUUCUGAAUUGAAUCAAUUAAAAACAGGAAAUAAAUAAACAGACAGAGGCCUGCCUGGCAAGCUAGAGGUUGUGAAUUCAAUUCCUAGUACCAAAAAAAAGAAAAAAAAAGCAGACAGAAAGAUGAGAACUCUAUUACUGCAGACCUCAAUGAAAGGAAUGUGACAAGGAGGGCACUGCAUAGGACAGAGGAAAAAGACUCAGACCUACUUCCUCCCUUCUUCUUUUCUGUGUCCAGGACAUUGAGAACAAGGUGAAGUGAGGUCAGCACUGCACAGAGAGGAAAUCCCUAGCCUUGGCUGAGAUUUUCAACAAAAGCAACACAGCAGAUGUUUUGAAAUUUGAACAAUGAUGGGUAAAUACUUCUCCCAUCCCCCACAGCCCAGAUGGGCUGUUUUCAGUCUAGAAAAAAUGUCCACUUCUUCCUCUGAACAUUUUCUUGGUGGUGAAAGAGAUUAUGAUUAAGCAGCUAAGAGAAAGGCAACUCUGAAUGGCGAUGGAGAGUGGGGCCAGCAAGAGGGAGGGUGGGGUUUCAGCAAGGACUGGGAUGGGAAAGGGAAAAGGAGAGGGAGCUUAUUGGUGGGCUUCCCUUUGGUGGUAGCAGUGGGUGUCCUUCCCCGGCCUAAUCUAAGGCUGGAGGAGCUCGAUGAAGCACUGUGCACCCAAAUCCACUUCUACUUCUCAGAACUUGAGCAGCGCAAGCUGAGGACCGGUAGCGACCAAAGAUGUGGGCAGCAAGUAGGCGGGGAAUCCCGCCCCAGUGAGAGGAGCCCCUGCAGCUCCCUCCCAGCCUGGGCCAGUGCGGGAGGCGGGGAAAGUUUGGUGGGAAACAGUGUAACUUCCUUUUUACUUCCACAGCGCCCAGGCAAACUCCAGAAUGGAUGUCCUCCUCACAGCCAUCCUUGUUGUGCCACUUGUCUUGGGUCAAGAAUAUGAUGAAGAAGAACUGGCACAGGAGGAUUAUUAUCAGGUGAUUUAUUAUUACACAGUCACCCCGACUUAUGAUGACUUUAAUGCAAAUUUCACCAUUGAUUACUCCAUUUUUGAGUCAGAGGACAGGUUGCAGGACAAAGAGGUAACAACAGCAGCAGUAGAGACCACCAUUAGUCUUCAAGCCCGACCUGAGGACAAUGAGAAGCCUGUAACCACGAAACCAGUGACAAUGGAAACACAGAGUCCAGAUCCGAAUUCAGCCGCCGUGUCCAGUCUGCUGAGUCCUGCCCCGCUCUUCUUGUCGUGGGCCCUCAUCCAGGGAGGGAUGUGUGUCUCAUAGGUGAGAGAAAGCCACUUCGACUCUAUAGAUGAGGGUUUCACAAGAGGAAAUUUGAAGAUAAAACAGGGGAAAGAUUUAUACGAUCUGAAGAGAAACCAGAGUAUGGAGGAUAAAAUAAAAAAUAUGCUGGAUGUGGUGGCACAGA
This is a messenger RNA of Chinchilla lanigera (long-tailed chinchilla), 2660 nucleotides long. It is a transcript of the gene CUNH1orf54, whose product is annotated as chromosome unknown open reading frame, human C1orf54. The coding region runs from base 2120 to 2515 and encodes 131 amino acids. Lineage: Eukaryota; Metazoa; Chordata; Mammalia; Rodentia; Chinchillidae. The record is from RefSeq and is a predicted model, not a curated record. The transcript has 6 exons.